This is a messenger RNA of Anopheles maculipalpis, 5230 nucleotides long. RefSeq names its product phospholipid-transporting ATPase ABCA3-like. The record is from RefSeq and is a predicted model, not a curated record. Bases 28 to 5229 code for a protein of 1733 amino acids. Gene Ontology annotation, cellular component: intracellular membrane-bounded organelle; membrane. Gene Ontology annotation, biological process: lipid transport; transmembrane transport. NCBI's taxonomy places the organism in Eukaryota, Metazoa, Arthropoda, Insecta, Diptera, Culicidae. Gene Ontology annotation, molecular function: ATP hydrolysis activity; ABC-type transporter activity; lipid carrier activity. The transcript is spliced from 7 exons.
GCAGUGUAAAUAGAAAAAAUCUAGCAGAUGGCCAUGACUACCUCAAACUGGGACAAAUUUGUGCUGCUGCUGUGGAAAAAUUGGAUCAUACAGAAGCGCCACUAUGUGCAGACCCUGUUCGAGGUGACCAUCCCAGUGUUAGCCUGUUCACUGUUGAUACUCGUGCGAGGUUUGGUAACGCCAACCGUCUAUCCCGAACCGACCACCUUCACCAGCUUGAAUGUGCGAAGUUUGGCUAUGAUACGAGAGAUGGUAACGUUGCAUCCGAUCAGUUUGAAAAUUGCCUACUCGCCGCGGAAUGACGUGUUCGAACGUAUCGUUAGCCGGGCGGCCCGUAUGCUCGGUACCGAUGUCCUUCAUCAGGGCUACAACGAUAGUGAAAGUAUGUACAACGAACUCAUCACGCACAACUACUUAGCUGGGCUGGAGUUUGGCGAUCAAUUCGAGAAUAUUACGGGCCUUCCGGAUAAGGUUAGCGUUGCCAUUCGGUUUCCGAGUGAAAUGCGUACGACCUCCCUUCCGGGGGCAGAAUUUUGGGCAAGCUGGCGCACCUUCCUGAUUUUUCCACAGUAUCAAGUGUACGGUGCUCGUAACAUCAAUGGCAGCGAUGGUGGUUAUCCGGCGAAUUACUAUGGCGAAGGAUUCGCCUCCGUCCAGAACGCGAUCAGCCGUGCGGUGUUGGAGAUGAAGGCCGGUCAAAUCGAUUCACUGCCACACGUAGAACUAAGGCGUUUCCCGUAUCCGCCCUUUUACGAUGAUCCUUUGCUGCGUGGGCUCGAGAAUCUGUUCCCUUCCAUCAUCAUGGUUGCCUUUUUCUAUUCCUGCAUCAAUACGGUUAAGUUUAUUACGCUGGAAAAAGAGAAACAGUUGAAAGAAUCAAUGAAGGUGAUGGGACUCGACGGAUGGAUACACUGGUUGGCUUGGUUCGUGCGCACCAUAACAUUGCUUACCGUGUCCAUCACGCUCGUCACCGUUUUGCUGAGUUGUAACCUUACCACCAACACAAAGGUGGCCAUUUUCCAGUUCUCCGAUCGCUUCCUCAUCUGGCUGUUUCUGUUCGUGUACAGCAUCACGACGAUCAUGUUCUGCUUCAUGGUCAGUACCUUUUUCUCCAAGGCAAACCUUGCCUCAGGGAUCGCCGGGAUCGUGUGGUUUUACUCAUUAACUCCGUUUCAGCUAACGAUCGGUAACUACGAUCGGAUGUCGCUCGCGGCAAAACUUGGUUCCAGUCUCUGGAGCAACACGGCCAUGGGAUACGGUUUGACGCUUUUCAUGAAACACGAAGGCACGUCGAUCGGUUUACAGUGGGACAAUCUCCUAACGCCCGUCACUGUUGAUGAUCAGCUUACAAUGGCGCACAUAUUCGGUAUGCUGCUGUUCGAUGCUGUGCUCUAUCUUGCCGCAGCACUGUAUAUAGAACAGAUUGCACCAGGGCAGUUUGGUGUGCCGCGGAAGUGGAACUUCAUUUUCACUGCUAGCUUCUGGAUGCAGGAAGUAUUUCGUCGAAAGCAGUCACGAUCAAGCGACGAUUCUGAACCGACCGACACUGCGGGAAAUUCUUUAGAAAGCGAACGAUUAAAAUCAACCGGACGGUACCACGCAAAUAGGGAGGAGGAACCAAUCGACAGCGAGAUCGGCAUCAGUGUGGUAGGACUGACGAAGAUUUACGACACUGGGAAACCAACGUCUCGAGCCGCUGUCAAUGAGCUUACGGUCAACUUUUACCGUGAUCAGAUAACAGCCCUGCUCGGACACAACGGUGCAGGCAAAACGACCACCAUGGGCAUGCUGACGGGGAUGUACCCACCGACGGCGGGUUAUGCCACGAUCGAGGGUCAUCGGAUUGGUGGCACUGCUGUAAAAAAGUUUCGCAAUACGCUUGGGUUCUGUCCCCAGCAUAACGUGCUCUUCGAUGAACUUACCGUCGCCGAACAUAUCCGGUUCUUCGCGAAACUAAAAGGGAUUCGUCAGGAAGCGUACAUCGAGACCGAAAUCGAUAAGUACGUCCGCGCCCUAGGACUCGAAUCAAAGCGUAACGAGCAAUCACACACCCUCUCGGGUGGUAUGAAGCGGAAGCUUUCGCUCGCCGUUGCACUGUGUGGUGGAUCGCGUGUUGUAUUCUGUGACGAACCAACGUCCGGUAUGGAUCCGGGAGCAAGACGCACAGUGUGGGAUUUACUGCAGCAGGAAAAGCGGAAUCGUACGAUCAUUCUCUCGACACACUUUAUGGACGAAGCGGAUGUGUUGGGCGAUCGUGUCGCUGUUAUGUGCGGUGGAGAACUUCGAGCGGUCGGAACGCCGUUCUUCUUGAAGAAACGAUUCGGUGCUGGAUAUCGGUUGGUUUGUGUGAAGCGUCCCGAUUGUCAGCCGGAGCUGGUUGUGAAGUUACUACGCCGAUACGUGCCGGAUGCGGUGAUCGAAUCAGACAUUGGUACGGAGUUGAGUUUACGACUUCACGAACAGCAUCGUGCAAAGUUUCAACCGGCAUUGGAAGAGUUGGAGCGCAACGUUGAGAACUGUGGUAUCUCAGGGUAUGGAAUUGCAUUGUCCACACUGGAGGAAGUGUUUAUGAGACUAGGAAGUGAUGAAGAUUCGUCGGAAAAUUUGCGGGACACCACAAAUGGAAUGCCUUCGAACGAUAAGAAACAGUUGACAAAUGGUACACACCAUACGGCUCCUCCUCCAAUAACUAUUACCGAAACGUACGAGCUUCAAACAGGCGGAGAGCUGCUUUGCAGUCAGAUCCUCGCCAUGCUUAGCAAGAAGUACCUUAGCUUUAUCCGCUCGUGGAAGAUAUCCAUCCUACAGCUAAUACUGCCAACUAUGUUUGUCCUGCUUGUGAUAGCGAUAGUACAAUUAUUUCCCAACAACGUCGUGUUGCCACCGUUAAAAAUCUCACUCGCAAGCUACGAUCGUACAAUUACCGUUCUGUCGACCAACGUUCUUGAUGCGUCGAUUGUGGCCGCGUACAAGGAUACGAUCAAAAAUUUUACAGGAAGAGGACAACAUACAGUCACGCUAACGGAGCGAAACUUUACAGAAUUUAUCCUGGAAAAGUCAGUGGAAAAUAUUCGUGCAGUGGAUAACACGUACAUGAUCGGAGCGUCCUUAGAUGUGACCGGCCGUAACUUUACCGCGUGGUUCAACAAUAAAGCGUACCACACAGCACCACUCGCACUGAACGUGCUCUACAAUGCGCUAGCGCAGACAAUCUGCACCAACUGCAGUCUCGCCGUAACGAACAAACCGCUCCCAUACAGUACCCAUGUCCGGCUUCUACGGACCGAAUCUGGCAGCAAUUUAGGCUUCCAGCUUGCCUUCAACACCGGUUUCGCGAUGGCGUUCGUAGGCGCUCUCUACGUUAUGUACUACGUGCGCGAACGAGCAUCCGGGUCAAAGCUGCUGCAAUUUGUAAGCGGAGUAAACGCGAUCACCUUUUGGGGCAUUUCCUUCAUGUGGGACUUUGGCUUGUACUGUGUAGCGAUGGCGCUGUACAUCGGUACGCUGGCUGCGUUCGGUGAGGAGGGUUGGUCCACACCGGAAGAGCUCGGCCGGGUGGCGAUUGUGUUCGUUUGCUUCGGCUUAGCGAUCAUUCCGUUUACGUAUCUUGGUGCGUUCUGUUUCGAUGUACCGUCGACCGGAUUCAUCAAGAUGCUGAUAUUUAACAUCUUUACCGGAACGGUCAUGUUUACGGCGGUGUUUCUGCUCAAGCUGAAGGACUUCAAUUUGCGACCUGUAGCCGAAACGAUGGAGUGGUUUUACAUGGUGUUCCCACUGUUUGCCCUGAGCCACAGCUUAAGCAAUAUCAACGUGAUGCAAACAGCGCGCGAGAUCUGUGAUGCGUACUGCGAUGCGACGCCCUUCUGCAUCCCACAGCUGGUCUGUAAAAUUAAUCCACUUUGCUGUGAUGUGGAAAUAUUUUCCUUCAGUCCUCGCGGCAUCUAUCGAAAUCUCACUUACCUGCUGGCUGUUUCGCUGCUGUCGUUCACCGUCCUACUGCUCAAAGAGUAUCACGUGUUUGCCGAACUGAAUCUCACCACACGUGUUACGGAAUGGUGGUCGAACAGACAUCGCCAGCACACAGCAACGGGCACACUACCGGAAGAAACGCAAUCCAUUGCGAUCAGUGAGGAUACGGAUGUUAGUGAGGAGCGUAUACGGGUGGAUCGAUUCUACGAAGACCGAGAACAUCAGUCACUUACCGGACCAGCUUUGCUAAUGUUGCGGGAUCUUACAAAACGGUACAGUAGUGUUAAGCCGCCUGCCGUCGAUCGGCUUACGUUUGCCGUUGGCGAGCGAGAAUGUUUCGGUUUACUAGGAGUCAAUGGCGCCGGAAAGACGUCCACCUUUCGGAUGCUUACCGGUGAUCGUCGCAUUACCGCUGGUGACGCUUGGGUCGUUGGCUGUAGUCUGCGAACGCAACUGCCUGCUGUUUAUCGAAAAAUUGGAUACUGUCCCCAGUUUGACGCACUGCUCGAAGACUUAACCGGUCGUGAAACGCUGCGUAUCUUUGCCCGUUUGCGUGGCAUUCCGAGCUAUACGAUUGAAUCGAUCGCAGAACGGCUUGCAGUGGAGCUACACUUUGCCCCUCAUCUAGACAAGCGCGUCCAGGCAUACAGUGGCGGUACGCGACGGAAGUUAAGCACCGCUCUCGCCCUGCUUGGCGAUCCGGUCGUAGUGUAUCUAGACGAACCGACCACCGGCAUGGAUCCGGGUGCAAAGCGUCACUUCUGGAACGUGAUGUGCCGGGUACGGUCGGAAGGCAGAACGGCGCUGGUACUUACCUCGCACAGUAUGGAGGAAUGUGAGGCUCUCUGCACACGCCUCGCAAUCAUGGUGAAUGGCGAGUUUCGAUGUCUUGGAUCGGCGCAGCAUCUGAAAAACAAAUUCUCCCACGGAUACUUUCUUACCAUGAAGCUGAAACGUACCGGGGAUGGAUCGCUCGCCGAAGCCGAACGGAGCAAGCGUGCGAUCAAGUUGUUCAUGCAGGAAACGUUCUCCGUAGGCUCCAGUGCUGGUGCUGCUGGUGGUGCAAUCCUAAAAGAAGAGUAUCGUAAUUACCUUACUUAUCACAUCCGCGAUACCGGGCACCGGUGGUCGGAGAUGUUCGGUUUGCUUGAACGUGCCCGGGAAAAGUUGCAGCUCGAAGAUUACGCGCUCGGACAGACAUCGCUCGAGCAGGUUUUCCUGCAACUAACCGCUAACCAGCGAACCUGCAACGAAGCAUAAG